AUGUUUUGGCGUGGUCGUCGAAGGGAAUCCGAUGUCCAGCGAUCCACGAAUAACCAACGCAAGUCCCGAUCUAGAAAGGCAACAUGGGAAACACAAGUGAGAAUCGAUAAGCUAAAUGAAAGACUGGACAGCAUACGUGCGGAGAUAGAGGAGAUAUACCGCAAGAGAGACGAGAAGGAAGAGAGAAGGAGAAGAGCGAAAGAUGAACUAAAACGGUUAAAAGGUAAGAGACGACCAAAGCAGAGGGACAUAGAGGAUGCCAAGAGGACGUUGCGCAGAAGGGUUCGUGAUUUGGACGAGAUUAAGGGUAUCCUGAAGCAAACUAAACGCGAGAAAAAGUCUAUAGCCAAGAAGAGGGAUCGUCUCACCCGGCGCCUGUAA
Molecule: messenger RNA, 381 nt
Organism: Fusarium redolens
Lineage: Eukaryota; Fungi; Ascomycota; Sordariomycetes; Hypocreales; Nectriaceae
Exons: 1
Coding region: 1-381 (126 amino acids)
Source: RefSeq, a predicted model, not a curated record